AUGGCGUAUGGCUCCUCCAGGAAGGCAGCUGGAACCCUGAGUGCGUCAGUGCUCCUGCCCACUGUCCUAUCCUUCAUCUUCAGCUUCUUCCUAGUUCCUGCCUUACCACUUGAUGAUAGAACAGGAACGCCACCAAGUAAUGAUCUCCAAACCCUCCUCUGCCUCAGGUCCCAUCUUUCUGAUGACCCUGCAGGGUCUCUAACCUCAUGGAAGAACAAUUCCCUCGGAUUUUGCGCUUGGGCUGGUGUUAGCUGCAGCAAGAGUCAGCGUGUCGUCGCGCUGAACCUCGACUCGUUCGGGCUCACUGGCCAAACACCUGCUUGUAGUGCCAAUCUCGCUUUCCUUGAAAGAAUCCACUUCCCAAAUAACCACCUUACUGGCCCAAUUCCUCAUGAGCUUGGCCAACUACCAAGGCUGCAGUACCUUAACCUCAGUUCGAACUAUCUGGGUGGUGAUCCCGGACACACUGUCUUCAUGUUCUCGUCUUCGGAUCGUCGAUCUUGGAAGAAAUUCUCUCCAAGCCUCAGUGGAAUCAUCCCUGAAGGUCUGGGGAUGCUCCAGAAUCUUUCAGUUUUGCAUCUGGCCCGAAACAAUCUGACAGGAAAGAUUCCUCUUUUGCUCGGAUGCAAAUCUCCUCUUAGAGAUCUUGUUCUUGCAAAUAAUAGCCUCACCGGAUCAAUCCCGUCUUGUGUAGCCAACAGUUCAUCGCUUCAGCUGCUUGACUUAACACACAACCAUAUUGGUGGAGGGAUACCGCAUACCUUGCUAAAUAGCAGAUCACUUAGAACAAUAGGCCUUGGGUUGAACAGCUUAGUGGGAUCAAUACCUCCUGUCUCGCACGCUGGGUCUCCCUUGGAGAUUCUCAUUCUGACAAACAAUGAUCUUUCAGGCGCCAUACCUUCUUCACUAGGGAACCUAUCUUCCCUUGUCAGGCUCUUGCUUGCAUACAACAAUCUUGAAGGUAGCAUCCCAGCGAGCAUAGGUAAAAUACCAAACCUGAAAGCAUUGGACCUGACUCACAACUUCUUGUCAGGAACCGUCCCAGCCUCCAUUUACAAUAUGUCAGCUCUGACAUACCUUGGCAUUGCCACGAACACCUUGGUGGGGGAGAUUCCACAUGACAUUGGGUACACCCUCCCAAGCAUAAAAAAAUUGAUCUUUGAAGGGAACCAAUUCCAUGGUAAAAUCCCUGCUUCACUAGCGAAUGCGACCAACCUUACGGUGAUUGAUCUACAAUACAAUUCGUUCUAUGGAACUGUUCCUUUCUUGGGCUCGCUUCCCAACUUGGUGGAGCUAAGUCUAGGCACCAACCAGCUUGAAGCUGGAGAUUGGUCUUUCCUAUCCUCACUAGCCAAUUGCACACGGCUGGUCAUGUUAGAUUUAUCAGAAAACAGAAUCCAAGGAACACUGCCAAAUUCCAUUGGUGCCCUUCCAAACAGCUUGCAAUUUUUGCUGUUGGCAGCAAAUGAUAUAUCUGGGACAAUACCCCCAGAGAUAGGGUACCUCACAAACCUUGUUGUUCUUCACAUGGAGAGCAAUCGGUUCACCGGAAGCAUCCCAGAUGCAGUCGGAAAUCUUUUGAGCUUAUUUCAACUAAGCUUAUCGCAGAACAAGCUUUCUGGACGAAUUCCACUCUCAGUCAGUAACCUGAGUCAACUAAGUGAGCUCUAUUUACAGGACAAUGAUUUCAGUGGUCCAAUCCCAGGUGCUUUUGGUGACUGCAAAAAUUUGAGAAUGUUGAACAUCUCUUGCAACAACCUUGAUGGUGCCAUACCAAAGCAGCUGCUGACUCUUUCAUCCCUUUCUGAUGGCUUGGAUUUGUCCCACAACCAACUCUCCGGACAGAUACCACCUGAGAUUGGUGACUUGAUCAAUCUCAGUCUGCUCAAUGUUUCCAAUAACCAGCUGUCUGGACAGAUUCCCUCCACUCUAGGACAGUGUGUCCACCUGGAGUCCCUCCACAUGGAAGGGAACCUUCUGGAAGGAAAAAUCCCAAAUUCAUUCGCCGAAUUGAGAGGCAUCAUCGAGCUAGACCUGUCCAGAAAUAACCUUUCUGGAGCAAUACCUGAACUGUUUGAGUUCUUCAGCUCCUUGAUCCUCCUCAAUUUGUCGUUCAACAGCCUCCAAGGUCCAGUACCCACUGGUGGGAUCUUUCGCAAUAAAAGUGUGGAAAAUCUGGAUCAGUUUACAAAGGUAGAUUUGAGUUUGAAGAACAUACAGUUGCUAUCAAGGUUUUUAAAGUCAAUCAACUUGGUGUGCCAAAACUUCCUUGCUGAGUGUGAGGCACUGAGGAACACUCGUCAUCGUAAUCUUGUAAGGGUGAUUACUGCAUGCUCAACAUUUGAUCCAUCAGGACAUCAGUUCAAAGCUCUUAUUCUUGAAUAUAUGCCUAAUGGUAGCCUUGAGAGCUGGCUCUAUCCUGAUCGGAACAAGUAUGGAUUGGAAAGAUCAUUAAGUUUUGGCUCCAGAAUAACAAUAGUGAUGGACAUAGCUUCUGCUUUGGAUUAUCUGCAUAACCAUUGCAUGCCUCCUGUAGUCCAUUGUGAUCUGAAGCCCAGCAAUGUCCUUCUUGAUGAUGACAUGGGUGCACAUCUUGCUGACUUCGGGUUAGCUAAAUUUCUUCAAAGUUCCAGUCAUUCAUGCCAUCAAAGUUCUACAAGCUUACUGCGACCAAGAGGAUCAAUUGGGUACAUUGCACCAGAUGAGAUGUUUACUGAUGGUGUGAACCUUCAUAGAUUUGUGGAAAAUGCGUUUCCUCAAAAGAUUGGUGAUGUUCUAGAUCCUUGUAUCGUUCCAUGUUUUGGAGAGGGUGAUGCAGACAACAAUUUGGACCACGGAAAUAAUGCAACAGCUGCCGUGGAAAGCCACUGCAUCAUGCCUCUUGUUAAACUCGGUCUCUCAUGCUCUAUGGAGACCCCGAAAGAUCGACCAACAAUGCAGGAUGUCUACGCUGAAGUCAUCACAAUCAAAGAAGCAUUUGCAGUGCUACAUGGCUGA
Molecule: messenger RNA, 2997 nt
Organism: Miscanthus lutarioriparius
Lineage: Eukaryota; Viridiplantae; Streptophyta; Magnoliopsida; Poales; Poaceae
Source: the annotation of a GenBank genome assembly